This is a messenger RNA of Marmota monax (woodchuck), 3121 nucleotides long. RefSeq names its product parvin alpha (gene Parva). The transcript has 13 exons. Gene Ontology annotation, molecular function: actin binding. The record is from RefSeq and is a predicted model, not a curated record. Bases 1 to 1119 code for a protein of 372 amino acids. Gene Ontology annotation, cellular component: actin cytoskeleton; cytoplasm; focal adhesion. NCBI's taxonomy places the organism in Eukaryota, Metazoa, Chordata, Mammalia, Rodentia, Sciuridae. Gene Ontology annotation, biological process: establishment or maintenance of cell polarity; cilium assembly; substrate adhesion-dependent cell spreading.
AUGGCUACCUCCCCGCAGAAGUCGCCCUCGGUCCCCAAGUCCCCCACUCCCAAGUCGCCCCCGUCCCGCAAGAAAGAUGACUCCUUCUUGGGGAAACUCGGAGGGACCUUGGCCCGGAGGAAGAAAGCCAAGGAAGUGUCGGAGCUUCAGGAGGAGGGAAUGAACGCCAUCAACCUGCCUCUCAGCCCCAUUCCCUUUGAACUGGACCCUGAGGACACCAUGCUGGAGGAGAAUGAAGUGCGGACAAUGGUGGAUCCAAACUCACGCAGUGACCCCAAACUUCAGGAACUGAUGAAGGUAUUAAUUGACUGGAUUAAUGAUGUGUUGGUUGGAGAAAGAAUCAUUGUGAAAGACCUGGCUGAAGAUUUGUAUGAUGGACAAGUCCUGCAGAAGCUCUUUGAGAAACUUGAGAGCGAGAAGCUAAAUGUCGCUGAGGUUACCCAGUCAGAGAUUGCGCAGAAGCAAAAGCUACAGACCGUCUUGGAGAAGAUCAACGAAACCCUGAAGCUUCCUCCCAGAAGCAUCAAGUGGAAUGUGGACUCUGUUCACGCCAAGAGCCUGGUGGCCAUCUUGCAUCUGCUGGUUGCUCUGUCUCAGUAUUUCCGAGCACCAAUCCGACUCCCAGACCAUGUUUCCAUCCAAGUGGUCGUGGUCCAGAAACGAGAAGGAAUCCUCCAGUCUCGGCAAAUCCAAGAGGAAAUAACUGGUAACACAGAGGCUCUUUCCGGAAGGCAUGAACGCGAUGCCUUCGACACCUUGUUCGACCACGCGCCUGACAAACUCAACGUAGUGAAAAAGACACUCAUCACUUUUGUGAACAAGCAUCUGAAUAAACUGAACCUGGAGGUCACAGAAUUGGAAACCCAGUUUGCAGAUGGAGUGUACCUGGUGCUUCUAAUGGGGCUCCUAGAGGGCUACUUUGUGCCCCUGCACAGCUUCUUCCUGACCCCAGACAGCUUUGAACAGAAGGUCUUGAAUGUCUCCUUCGCCUUUGAGCUUAUGCAAGAUGGAGGUUUAGAGAAGCCGAAACCUCGGCCAGAAGACAUCGUCAACUGUGACCUGAAGUCCACGCUGCGAGUGCUGUACAACCUCUUCACCAAGUACCGGAACGUGGAGUGAAGGCCUGGGCCUCCGCCGCCCAGCAGCUCCUGCUGCCGGCAGACUGGACCAGCCUCGGAACCGCCUUACCCUGCUUGUCCCCGUGCCCUGCUGUGUGCUCUCCACAAGCCCAGCAACUGCCCAGAGAUAGUGGGAAUGGACACCAGGAAGGAAAUGACCAAUAUCUUGGUGGGCUGAGCCACACCUCCCAGGCCCUGGGACUACCCAGCAGUGAGCUGGGGGAGUGGACCUGGCCAGGUGCCAGGCCCACACGUCCCUGUGUGUGCUUCAGGAGUCAGCUCAGGCAUGGUCCCCAGAAGAUGCACAGAUCACAGUCCCUGUUAAUGGGUAUAAACUAUGCCAGGCCCACGCUAAGUCCUCUCCCGUGUUCAAGUUCAUUAGCCCUCACAACUCCCCUGGAGGAGAAGUUAUAAUCCCCCUUUACAGAUGAGGAGACUGAAGCUUGGAGGUUGAGUGACUCACCAGAAGUUGGCAUUUGUUUUUCCUCUCUGAACAACAUGUCUGUUAAUAACUCAUCAAUUACAUCACAUUCUUUGGGCAUGUGCCCCCACUGAGCAUUCUAAAGCGUAUGUGCACACGCAUGCGCCCGCGCACACCUGAGUCCUCAGAGAAGACAGGAAGCACUGAUCUCACCACUGGGGCAGGCUAGGUCAGGGCUUGGUGAUUCACACUGAAAUUGACAAAUUGAAUUUAACCCAAUUAAUGGUGUGUGUGUGUGGCAGGAGUCGUGUCCCUCAAAUCCUUUGUACAAAUGAAAAUUAGUCUUAAUUCCUUCAGAUUUAUAAUAACCCCAUACUCUGGUUUCACAGUGACAUUUGGGAAGGAUUCUGUUUAGAAUUAAUGGAGUGGCACAUUUUGCAGCCUUUUUGCUUGAUUGCAUGUAAUGGAAAUGCCCUAUAUUUUCCUGCAAAAUAAGUACUCAAUUCAUUAUCGUUAGGCAAAUGUACAAUAUAGUCAGGCCCUGCAGAGAGCUGGGCACAAGCCCGAGUAAGCAGCGCUUGGGAAGUAGGGCUCUUCAGCGGGGACCCUUGAACUUUAAAGAAAGGAACUCCUUUUUGCCUUCUAAUUGAUCAUUUAGACCAUUCUGGCUAAGUCUGCCCACAUGUAAUUACCGGCUAAUUCAGGCGAGGAAAAAUGUAAGUCAUUUAGACCAAAGCAGAGCUGUUUCCUUGCGUGGGUGACUCAAGGGCUUGUGGUUACUUGUAUCUCCUCUAUGUGAACCGGACUGAAUUAUAGAGCUCUGCUCAUGCCAGGCUGCUGCUAGGUCCUGUCAGAAAAGGAAGGGGGCCAGAGCGGGGCAGGAGCAAGGGGAACACAAAGCGGGGGGAGAUGCUUGCACACGUAGCAUACAGGGAAAUACCUUCAGAGACAGAGAUGUGUGCUUUAUGGUACUUAACACUUGUGCCCUUAAAUUGACCGAGGCCUUGCAGUAAUCACCUGUGCUGAUACUACAUCGUCAUUAUACAAUUUUCAUAAAUGCAUCUGAUAGACACCAGCCUGUGUGGCCUCCUCCAGAAGUCUGUGACUGCCUUGUCAUGCUUUACGCCACCACACAAGCCCACCUGGGGUUUGGGGAGUUCACUGUGAUCUCUUUCUCCACCACCCGAAGUCAGGACCCCACUUGUCCCAAGAUAUUCCUGCAGCCUUUCUCCUUGUAGCUUACUCCACUGCCCAUCUGCAGGAAUUCAACUCGGAGAUUUAGUCACACUGUGUAUUUUUUUGGAUAUUUCGCUCUUGUUACUCGGCAUAAUGAGCAUUCAAGAUGUAAAGGCAGUGUACUGUCCUGUGUCAAUUUAUGUACAAGAAUACAAUUCUUUUUUACGUAACUAGUGAGAUAGCGUAUUUUUCAUUAGGAAGCACUAAAUAGUAUAAUGUUUCUGUUGCUCUCUUUUAAAGUCCAGGUAGCAAAUCAAGAUAAAUAAUUGCCUUGUCUCCCUGUGCAAUACUAAAGCAGGAUGAAACGAGAGGAAUGCAUUCAUUUAAACAUGCUUUGCUGUACAAA